GCCCCGCCUCUUCCCUUUUGAGUUCACAGGUCUGGAGAGGGGGAGAUUGUGGAGCGUUUCUCUCGGGAUCUCAUGUGCGAGAACUGCGCAGCCGGGACGGGGACUUCGCGUGGCCUGGAGCUUUGCUGAGAGCUGCGUUCUUGUGGCGGGGUCGGAAGUGCUGAAUCUUCACCGUCCUCUACAUUGUCCUAAAAGCUACCAAAAAUGAACAUAUCUAAGACAUCAGUGUCAUUCAGGGACGUGACCGUGGAGUUUACCCUGGAGGAGUGGCAGUGUAUGAGCUCUGCUCAGAAGACCCUGUACAGAGAUGUGAUGCUGGAGAACUACAGCCUCCUUGUCUCAUCAGGGUAUUGUUUAACAAAACCAGAUGUAAUCGUCAAGUUGGAGCAAGACGAUCCAUUGUUGUUAGAGGAAGAGAUUCUAAGCAAGAGCCAUGCAGACUGCAAACUUGAUAACCUCUUAGAGAAAAACCUGGCAAAUCAAGGAAAAUAUUUGCAGCAAGACUUUUUUACUCAACUUCAGAAUACAGACACAGGUGAGAAAACUUUCAGCCAGAAGUCACACUGCAGAGAACAUCAGAGCACUCACUCAGAAAUAAAGCCCUUUGAAAUUGGAAGUAACUUAAGCCCUAAUGCAGCCCUUACCAUAUCCCAGAAACUUGACACAAAGAGGAGCUUCUGUGAUGAUACCAUAUUUUGGCAAACCUUAUACCCUCAGACUACCUUUACUGUACAUCAGAGAACUCAAAUGAGUGUGAAACCCUAUGAAGAAUGUGGAAAAUCCUUCUCUAGGAAAUCAUACCUCAUUGGACAUCAGAGAACUCAUAGUGGGGAGAGACCUUAUGCAUGCAGUGAAUGUGAGAAAACUUUUACCCACAUGUCAUACCUCAGAGAACAUCAGAGAAGUUGCAUAGGGGAGAAACCCUAUGAAUGUAUUGAAUGUGGGAAAGCUUAUGGCCAUAAAUCAACCCUAAAAAGACAUCAGAGAACUCACACAGGGGAGAAACCCUAUGAGUGUAGUAAAUGUGGAAAAGCCUUCUAUAGAAAUUCUCACCUCACUGAGCAUCAGAAAAGUCACACAGGGGAGAAACACCAUGAAUGUACUGAAUGUGGGAAAGCUUUUACCCACAUAUCAUACCUCAGAAAACAUCAGAGACGUCACACAGGGGCGAAACGCUAUGAAUGUGGUGAGUGUGGAAAAUCUGUCUGUAGGAAGUCAUACCUCAUUGUGCAUCAGAGAAUUCACACAGGAGAGAAAGCCUAUGACUGUAAUAAAUGUGGGAAAACUUUUAGACAUAAGUCAUCCCUAAAAAUACAUCAGCGUACUCACACGGGAGAGAAACCCUACGAGUGUAAUAAAUGUGGAAAAUCCUUCAAUAGAAAAAGUUACCUCAGUGAUCAUCAGAGAAGUCACACAGGGGAGAAACCCUAUGAUUGUAAUAAAUGUGGAAAAUCCUUCCAUAGAAAGAGUUACCUCACUGAGCAUCACAGAAUUCACACUGGGGAGAAACCCUAUGAGUGUAACAGAUGUAGAAAAUCCUUCUAUAGAAAGUCUUACCUCGUUCUGCAUCAGAGAAGUCACACAGGGGAGAAACCCUAUGAAUGUAACAAAUGUGGAAAAUCCUUCUAUACAAAGUCUUACCUCACUGAGCAUCAGAGAAGUCACACAGGGGAGAAACCCUAUGAGUGUAACAAAUGUGGGAAGUCCUUCUAUAGAAAGACUAACCUCACUGAGCAUCAGAGAAGUCACACAGGGGAGAAACCCUAUGAGUGUAACAAAUGUGGAAAGUCCUUCUAUAGAAAGUCUAACCUCAUUGAGCAUCAGAGAAAUCAUACAGGGGAGAAACCCUAUGUAUGUAUUCAAUGUGGGAAGGCUUUUAACUGGAAGUCAUUACUAAGUAGACAUCAGAGAAUUCACACUGGGAGAAACCCUAUGGAUGUAAUGAAUGUCGGAAAGUUUUCACCUAUAAAGUCAACCUCAGGUUACAUCAGAGGGUCCACACAUGAGAGAAACCCUAUGAAUGUAAUACGUGUGAAAUAUCUCUCUCUAGGAAGUUUCACUUCACUUGGCAUCAGAGAAUUCACACAGGACAGAAACCUUAGUGUAACAAGGGUGGAAAAUCCUUCAAGAGAAAUUCUCAUCUACCUCUGCAUCAUAGAAUUCACAUGGGAGAAACCCUGUGAAUGGGUUGAAUGUGAAAAAGCUUUUAGCCAAAUGCCAGUCCUAAACACUUCAGAGAACUCACACUGGGGAGAAAUCCUAUUAUUAAUGAAUGUGGGAACGUUUUCAUCUACAAACAACCUCAGAGUACGUCAGUCCCCAUGUGGGGGAAACCCUAUGAAUGUAAUGGAUGUGGGGAAACUUUGACUGGAAGUGCAGCAUCAAAGUACUCAGGGGAAGAUCAAUGAAUAUAAUAAACCUGGAAAUUUUCCCUUUGAGAAAUCAACCAUCAAUCAACAAAACUCACAGAGAAAUCCCUCAUGUGUAUGGAUACUGUUUCAACCAGAUUUCAGCCCUCAUUGGACAUUAGAGGACUCACACAAGUGGUAAAUCCUUGAAAUUAAUCACUUAUGAACAGUCUUUCCACCAGACUACUCAAUGGGUGUUAGAAAUUUACACAGAAAAAAAUUCUUGUUAAGGUAAUGGAUGAGGAAAACUUCUCCCGCCAAAGACUACCUUCAAUUUAAUUGUACUGGAAUCCAACAUGAGGGUUGUGGGAAUUAUGCACUUUUUAUGCAAAAACCAUCAUCAUGUAAAUAUGCUAGAGGAUACAUUUGGUUAAUUAAAAUACGUAUGUUCUGGGCUUCCCUGGUGGUGCAGUGGUUGACAGUCCGCCUGCCGAUGCAGGGGACACGGGUUCAUGCCCCGGUGCAGGAAGAUCCCACGUGCCGUGGAGCAGCUGCGCCCGUGAGCCAUGGCCGCCGAGCCUGCGCAUCCGGAGCCUGUGCGCCGCAACGGGAGAGG
Molecule: messenger RNA, 2964 nt
Organism: Orcinus orca (killer whale)
Lineage: Eukaryota; Metazoa; Chordata; Mammalia; Artiodactyla; Delphinidae
Product: zinc finger protein 883-like
Biological process (GO): negative regulation of transcription by RNA polymerase II
Molecular function (GO): DNA-binding transcription repressor activity, RNA polymerase II-specific
Source: RefSeq, a predicted model, not a curated record